GUUGGCUUGGUAUUGUCAAUCUUACUCACGUAUCGUUUCCUAAGACACCUCUUAUUUUCCAGGUAUUGUUUUUGAUGUACCACUACUAUGCUGCAACAGAGAUUUAUAAUGCAAUCCGUAUGUUCAUUGCGGCAUAUGUGUGGAUGACGGGAUUUGUAAACUUCUCUUAUUAUUAUGUCCGGAAGGAUUUCAGCAUUGCACGGUUUGCACAGAUGAUGUGGCGGCUUAAUUUCCUUGUGGCAUUCUGCUGCAUCGUGCUUAAUAACAAUUACAUGCUAUACUACAUCUGCCUAAUGCACACCCUUUUCACUCUCAUGGUUUAUGGUGCACUUGGAAUUCUAAACAAAUAUAACGAGAUAGGGUUGGUUAUUGCUGCAAAAAUCGUUGCCUGCUUUUUGUUGGUUAUUCUGAUUUGGGAAGUCCCUGGAGUAUUUGAGUUGAUUUGGAGUCCAUUCACAUUCCUUCGUUGGGAUGAUAUAUGCUUACUAUCACCCAACUGUAAGUUUUGA
Messenger RNA from Magnolia sinica, 509 nucleotides. Its product is annotated as protein REDUCED WALL ACETYLATION 1-like. The record is from RefSeq and is a predicted model, not a curated record. NCBI's taxonomy places the organism in Eukaryota, Viridiplantae, Streptophyta, Magnoliopsida, Magnoliales, Magnoliaceae. Gene Ontology annotation, molecular function: acetyltransferase activity. The transcript is spliced from 2 exons. Gene Ontology annotation, biological process: xyloglucan metabolic process; xylan biosynthetic process; plant-type secondary cell wall biogenesis. The coding region runs from base 75 to 509 and encodes 144 amino acids. Gene Ontology annotation, cellular component: Golgi apparatus.